Messenger RNA from Clonostachys rhizophaga, 2127 nucleotides. Lineage: Eukaryota; Fungi; Ascomycota; Sordariomycetes; Hypocreales; Bionectriaceae. The record is from the annotation of a GenBank genome assembly.
AUGAACAUCAAGCCAGAACCUCUUAGCCUCGUUGAUUCUUCUCUCCUAGAGAAAAUCGAUGCGCUCUUUGCAUGUAACCUCGGCCACGACGUUGACCUCCCACAGCUCAUCGUGGUCGGUCAGCAAUCCAGCGGCAAGAGUUCGGUCCUGGAGGGCCUCACCGGCCUCCCUUUCCCAAGGGACAGCAGCCUCUGCACCCGGUUUGCCACUCAGAUCAUCUUCAGGCGUGCCCCGAGGAAGAGCAUCUCGGCACGCAUCAUACCAUCCAAAGAUAGUAGCUCUGAGCAUCAGGAGAAGAUGAAGGACUGGCGGAGAGACGAGUUGGCAGAGCUUGAUGCAGACUCGUUCGCCGGGAUUAUGCGCGAGGUUAUUGACUUGAUGGGUGUUGGUCCAAAUCAGGAGCCAGGAUCGCCUGCUUUCUCCAAAGAUGUCCUGGUCCUGGAGAUUGCGGAUCCUACCCAGGAGCACUUCAGCGUCAUCGACGUCCCAGGUACCUUCAAGAGAACCACACAAGGCCUGACCACCAAGGAUGAUAUCGCUCUUGUCGAUAACAUGGUCAAGGGAUACAUGACCAACCCUCGGUCCGUGAUGCUCACGGUCGUGCCCUGCAACGCCGACAUUGCCACUCAAGAGGUCGUCGAACAGGCUGAGGAUCUCGACCCCGCCGGAGACAGAACUCUUGGCGUGUUGACCAAGCCCGAUCUUGUUGAUAAGGGUGCCGAAAACGAUAUCAUUGAACUGCUUGAGGGUAAGCGGCAUAGGCUGAAGCUCGGCUGGCACUUGUUGCGCAAUCCGGGUCAGGCAGAACUGGCCAAAAGCCAGAGUAAAUCGCGAAACGAACUUGAAGGGGCGUUCUUCAGGAAUGUCGCUCCGUGGAAUAACCUUGAUGGCGAACUUGUUGGCGUCAAAUCGCUCAGAGAUCGGCUUCAAGGAAUAUUAGCCUCCCACAUUCGAAGGGAAUUCCCAAAGGUCAAGUCCGAUAUCCAAAGCAAGCUGAGGGCGGCUGAGAAGAAACUCAAAGGCCUCGGGCCCGCAAGGCAAGGUCCGAUACAGCAGAGACAAUACCUGAUGAGGGUCGCCGGGGAGUUUCAGGAGAUCGCCUCAUCUGCCAUUGGCGCUCAGUAUUCUUCGUCUCCUGAUUUCUUUGAUGAAAACGGCAAUCAUCGGGUGUCUACGAGAGCAAGGCAGAGAGCCGAGGAAUUCUCCAAGCUGAUGACUGAAUCAGGCCACAGAUUUGAUUUUGCAAGAACUGAUGAUGAAACAGAUGAGUCUAACGAGGGCCUGUUGAAGGAGGAGCGGGCCAUGACCACCCGGACUGUUGUUGAAAGUGACGAUAUCGAAGACAUCGUUUCCGUGGAUGACGACGUCGAAGAUCCCUAUCGCGAGGGCAUUCUUGACUGGCUGACGGAGCUAUACAAGAGCUCCAUUGGGUUUGAGCUUGGAAUUUUCAGCUCAAGCCUUCUACGCACAACAAUGCAGAAGCAGUCCCAGAAGUGGAGGCAUAUCGCAAAAGGAUAUAUCAGCGAUAUCAUCGCGAUUGCUCACUAUUUCGUGUCAUCAUUGCUCCAGCACAUCAUCCCAGACUCACGCGUCCUCGAGGGAUUGAGCUCUCGACUGUCGGACCACCUCAGGGGAAAAUACCUCGAGGCUUUGGAGAAGACGGAUUCUCUUUUGCGAGUUGAGCUUGAGGGUACACCGGCGACACAUAAUUCCGUCUUUGCAGGGACACUUGACCAAUGCCGACAACAACGUCAGAAGACACGGCUGAAGGACAAAACGAUUAUGAUCACGGGGUACGGAGACAUGGUCCGUCUGGAUGAUGUGGUUUCCCAACACCCACUUCAGAACGGGGAGCAGAUGAUCCAAGAGAUCCACGACAUUCUCAAGUCGUACUACCUACUCUCUCGUAAGAGGUUCAUUGACAAUGUUCGUAUGCAGGUGGCGGACGACCUUCUGGUUACGGGACCAAAUACACCUCUAAAGAUCUUCUCGUCAGAAUUCGUCUCGGAGAUGACGGAUGAGGAACUUGAUGAUGUGGCGGGCGAGGACCCAAAUGUGAGGCGUAACAGAGACGCCGUCCAGGAAAAGAUCAAUUUGCUUAGGAAAGCACUGAAGAUUCUUCGUUGA